This is a messenger RNA of Sorex araneus (European shrew), 5202 nucleotides long. It is a transcript of the gene WDR97, whose product is annotated as WD repeat domain 97. Gene Ontology annotation, molecular function: protein binding. The transcript is spliced from 23 exons. The record is from RefSeq and is a predicted model, not a curated record. The coding region runs from base 392 to 5089 and encodes 1565 amino acids. Lineage: Eukaryota; Metazoa; Chordata; Mammalia; Eulipotyphla; Soricidae.
UAGACUUGUGGAGCAGUGGAGACAGAAGUGAUGGGUGUGUGCAGUCCCUUUCAGUCUAGCUCAGGACAUGGGCUGGGGAGCCGGAGAGAAUACAGGUCUUCAGGCAGGAGACCCUGGUUUGAUUUCCUGGUGCCACAUACUCCCCCCACCCCCCAGCGCAGAGCCAGGAGUAGGCUCUGAUCUCUACAAGCUGUGGCCCAGAUUCUACUCGCCUCCCCUCCAAAACCAGGACAUGGGAAGGUGACCCUCACUCAGGAACUGGCCCUGCCAGGAAUCCCAGCUCCCAGGGCAGUCUCACCUGCCAGAGCUCUUAGGGCUGCUGGGAUGGGGGGGCCCAAGACUGAGUGAACAUCCACCUGCAGCCUCAUCGUCCAGCAACUCACAGCAAGCGAUGCACCUGUCCUUGGCCACCCGUGGCUACCAGCUCUGGCAGCUGCUCCGCUCCAGCCUCCACAGCGUUGUGGAGAAGGAGAAGACCGCUGAGCUGUGUGAGACGCACUUGACACAUGGGCUGGAGCCAGUGCGCAUUCUCAAGGUGGCAGCAGGGCUGAAGUCUGUGGUGCAGGGCUUGGAGGGGAACCGUUUUGUGGUGCUGGAUGGUGCAGGCUUCCUGCACCUGUACCGGGACAGCGGCAUUGUGGAGAAAAAAGUCAAGGCCCCAGUGGCACUGGCAGGGCUGGUGAAAGUGCUAGGCCAGCUAGAUGCUGUGAGUGGCUUUGUAGGCUGGGGCCCCUUCGGGUUGGCCCUCCUGAGGCCGGAUUUCAGCCUGCUAUGGUUGAGUGAGCCCAGGAAGAAGAGGGUGCCUGAACACAACCCCAUCUGCUGCAUGCUGGUGCCAGAUCAGGAGCAGCUGCUGGUGGCCGAGGCAGGAGGAGGCCUGUCCCUCUGGAAGUUCCAUGCAGGAGGGCAUCUCCUGGUGCCUUUUAGACCAUUUCUACAGCCAGAGCCAAGUCCUAGAGGUGCACUUGUUCGGCUGGUUCUGGGUCCUGAGACAGCCCAGGGCUCCUGCUGCUGCUUCGCUGUGUUCAGCUCUGAGGUGUUCACCUUUGACUUGCACACCUGGACCUUCACAGAUGUGCGCAGGAAUCUCCAUAAAACUACCAUCAUGGACCUGGUAUACUGCGGAGAGCUGAAGGUCACAGUCACAGCUUCCCGUGACAGCACAGUGAAGGUGUGGGAGGCAGACUGGCAGAUCAGGAUGGUGUUCCUGAGCCACACAGGCCCAGUAACAGCUCUGGCUCUGCUUCCCGACACGACCCUGGUGGUAUCAGCCUCACAGGACGGGACGAUGCGCACGUGGGAUCUGCAGGAAGCGGCGCAGGUGGGAGAGGUGGUGCUGGACUGCCCAGGACCAAACCAGCCGCUGGGGCAGGUGACCCGCCUGUUGCCGCCCCCCGACCUGGGCCGCCCACUGCUCUCAUUGCGCGUCUCGAGCGUGCAGCUGUGGCGCUUGCGCACGCUGUACUCGCCCCUGGCGCAGCUGUCGGCGCCGGUGCUGCACCUACAGGUGGCACCCCCGCCGCCAGGGCCGAUGCAGUCCCCGCUGCAGCCCCCACUGCCGACGCGCCUCGUGUGCGCCUGCGCCGACGGCUGGGUCUAUCUGGUGUCGGUGGUGACCGGGCUAACAGUGACCGCGCUGCUGCUCCAGCCCGACGACUGCGCAGCCGCAGUGGCCUACUGCCUGCCGUGGGAGGUCCUGUGCGUGCUGACGCGCAACGGCCACCUGGUGUUCGCCACAUCCGCCUGCUGCCCCAUGCGCGUGCUGCACCGAGAGCGCCCGCCGCUGCCCCCCGGCCCCCGGCCCUGCUGCUUGCACCUUUACAGCCACUUCUCGGACCCCAAAAGCGCGUCCGACACUUGGGAGAUGGUGCGCCAGCGCGGGGCUGAGGUGCGAACCUUGGACGUGGCCAACACCUGGAAGGACAAGAACCGGUACCUGACCCUGGUAGGACACACGAAUGGCACACUGGCGGUCCUGGACUUGUUCUCCUGGAAAACCACCUUCCACACAGACGCACACUGCCCUACUCCCGUCACAGCCAUCGAAUCCACCUGGAACAGUGUCGUCACCUCAGGGGAAGACCUGAUGGUGAAGGUGUGGCGAAUCUUCCCCUAUGCCGAGGAGAGCCUUAGCCUGCUAUGCACCUUUGCCUCCUGCCACCGGGUGGUAGCACUGUGCAUCCUGGGCAGGACCAUUGCCAUGGCCUUCGAGGACCCCAACAAUGCCACCUAUAGCUUGGUGCACCUCAGCCUGGACCAUGGCAUCCGCCAUGACCACCGGCCCCAGGAUGACCCCACUGACCACAUCACCAGCCUUUGCUGUUGCCCCUCACUGAAGCUGUACGCCUCCUCCAGCCUGGACCGCACUGUCCGCAUCUGGACAGCAAAGAACCGCCUGCUGCGACUCAUGCUGCUGGAUGGGACCCCUCAGGCUCUGGCCUUCUGUGGCAACAGUGGGGACCUGGUGUUGGCACUCGGCUCCCAUCUCUGCCUCAUACCACACAGCCUUUACUUGCCCACAUUCUACCUGCUAAAGAAACUGUGCCAGAAAACUCCCAAAGUGGUAGAUGACCCUCCGUUGCCUCUUACCUGCCAUGCGUCGCUGACCACAGUCCAGCUGCAGAGGCUUACCCUGCAGGGGACAGCCAGCUGCAGACAUCCCAGCAGGCUCUCAGAGCUGGCCCUCAAGCCCUCACCCAGCACCUGCGGCACCGCCUUGCCACCCAGUCCCACCACACUUCAGCAGCCUGAGCCUGAGGAGGACUUGGAAGCCCUGAUCCGCCGGGACCAUGACCUGCAGAAGCUGAGACUGGGACUGGUGUUACCAGUGCGGCAGAUCUUGUUGUCCUUGUGGCAGCACCAAGAGGCCUUCGAGAACUACCUGAGUGCCAUCUAUGGCGUUGACCUGAAGGAACUGUCCCCAGGCCAUGCCACCCAGGGCUGGUGCUCCAUGAACCUCUCCCUGGAGAGGGAAGCCAGUGCCAGCUCCCUUUUCCUGAAGGCUGAGGACCACCUGGCUCCAGAGGCCACAAGGAUCUCGGACACGCCCUCUGACCACCCUCCCAGAGUUUCCUUUCCCAUCACUCCCACCCCUCAAGAAGUGCACAGCAAGGCAUCCCAGCUGCUGGCCUGCUCCUCCCUGAGCAGCAGCCUGCACCUCAGCCUAGACCUGCAACUCCAGGACUUGGAUCGGCGCCAGGAGUGGAGGAGGAAGUUGGAGCAGCCCCUGAAAGCCCCCCUGCAGAAACCAAUCCCCCUGCUGCUGAAGAGGAGACCCGAGGAACUUGUCUCGAAGUUUCAGGGCUUCUUCCCCGCCAUACUUGGGUCUAGUGCAAAGCCCCCGCUGCCUAUCCAGUUCCCAGGCUGCGUGCCCAACUCGGUGGUGCUGCAGCAGUUGUGGCUAUGUCGGGAGCUGAAGGAGCUGACAUCCCUCUCACAAAUGCUUCUCUGUCACCAGCUUCCCAAUCAGCACCAGAUGAUCAAGGCCUGGGGCAAAGUUUGGCCAUCCCUCAAGAGGUGGCUAUGGCGGCGGAAGUUGAUCCUGUAUGGGGAUAAGGAGGAGGAGGAGGAGCAGGUCUCGGACUCGGGGAGCAUGAACGUGCAGCAGGUCACCGUGGAGGGCAAGCAGGAGCUACAGGUCUUGGAGCAACUCCUGCAGAGACAGACCCAUGGUGGUAGCCCCUUAGAUAAUGCUGAGCGCCGCCAGCAUGCCCUACACUCUAUGAGAGAGGAGCGCUAUCGGCAUCUACCUGCGUUCCUGACUUUCUUCGUUCUCCAGAACUGGUUUAAAAGGCUCUUCCCCACCUUCACCCUGGAGGCAUACCCCGAGAUGGGCACAGUAGAUGGCCUGGCCUUGCAGUUUAUGGACCUGUUAGGAGAAGCAUCCUGGACUGAUCGCAUCCACCUUCUGCACGCACUGCAGAGGCUGCUCCCCAGCAUGAGCCAGAAGCUGCGUGACCGGCUGCACGACCUCAUGGUCUUCAUGCUCAACCAGGAGGAGCCCCCCCACCUGGAGGAUGAGACACAGAAGAAGUUCGUGAUGCUGGCACUGCAGUUGCUUCUGUCCUGCUCCCUAGAGUCCAGAGAGGUGAUAGUGCAACUCUUGUCCUACUUCCUCUACUCGCCAGUCUCCUGCUGGCCUGAGAUCCAGAGUUUGCUGGCCAAGCUAGGCCUUUGUGACCCACAUGGAUUCCUGUUCAAGGACAUGCUGACCUGGGUGCAAGGCCCAGACUUCUUUUCCAAGGCCCUCCUGCACAAGCGCUGCCAACAGAAGCUGGAGGAGCUGAUGCAGAACAUGGAGAUGGCGGAUACUACACCACCACUGACGGACACUACAUCAGAGCUGCUAUCCAUUUCAGCACAUCCCCGUCUUUCCAAGGACACUCUGCUGCAGAUGCCGUCCAUCUCCAAGGCACCCACUCCCACCCCUCCGAGGCUUACAAUGGUGGCCUUGCCCAGGGAGGCGGAGGGGAAGCCGGGGGAGAUACAGCUCCUGAUGCCCUCAGCCCAGCCCCUCAGCCUCAGGCCCACCCGUCACAUGCUCUCGGAGAUUCUGCUGCAGUUCUCCUCGCACGUCUCGCACACCUCCAUUCUUGAGGAUUCCCUGCCGCAGGAACACUCAGACUGGUCACGGAUGCAGGUGCUGGACCUGAAGGCCAUGGACGCACUCAAUUUCUUCUGUGAGCAGAUGAGUGCCCGGGAGGGUUUCUUCCAACCGGAGAGGCUGGAGAGGAGGUUCCUGGACCUCCACGUCGGUCGCAGCCUGCUUACAGGGAGCACCAAAGUGGUGGUGCCCCAGACCAAGACUGGCGGCCGCAAAGGGCAAUACCGCAUUCACCGGCUGCAGGAGAUCCAGGCCCGGGUCCCUGCGCGGCGAACUAGGGCAGCGGCUGCGUGGCAGAGAGGCCCGAAGCCGACUCAGCCUUUGGGCCGCAUCCGGGCGCUGAAGCUGCCUCUGCCACGAGCGGAACUCCGGCCCUUCCCACCGGGCUGGCCCCGACCGGCCCGCCCGCUUCCCCCUCUGCUGCUGCAGCCCGCCCUGCAGCGCUACUUUGUGCCCCAGAGCUCUGAUCCUGACAGAUAUACCUAAGAGCCAGAGGCCUCCGACUGGACCCCACCUGCCCCAGAGCCCUUUCCUGUCCUCUGCCUGGCCAGUCGCCCCUGACCCUGCCCAGGCUGGAAUAAAGAGCAGUGGCCACACAC